Anastrepha ludens (Mexican fruit fly) is the source of this 805-nucleotide messenger RNA. RefSeq lists its product as uncharacterized. NCBI's taxonomy places the organism in Eukaryota, Metazoa, Arthropoda, Insecta, Diptera, Tephritidae. The coding region runs from base 165 to 572 and encodes 135 amino acids. The record is from RefSeq and is a predicted model, not a curated record. The transcript is spliced from 2 exons.
AUAAAAACAAAUUUUUAUUUAGUUACUUAAAAAGCACCAACCAUAAACUUAUAAAUCUAUUUUUUAAACAUAUUGCAAAAGCCCAUAUAUAUUUUAUUUUCAAAAUUUACCGACACAAGUUUUUAGCAAAGUGUAUAAGCUAAUAGAGUAGAAAAAGCAAAGAAAUGCGUGGAAACAUUCGCGAUUGUGAGCCAUCAACGUCAUGUCUGCGCCGUAAUAUUUACCACCUGCAUUUGCCUCUUUUCGUAUUCGACACGAUACGUCUGUUUCAGGAUCAUCCGAAAUUUGCGCGCGGCCUAAAGGAGAGCCACAUCAUUGAUAUGUUGGAAAAAGAAGGCUUUGCUUGUGGCGACGUGGAGGCACAAGUGAGAAUGGCGCUAAAAGAACUCUCUUCGACCGGAUUUGUGCGCUUCAUAAACAAUGGCUACAGAACUCUGGGUCCAUUUGCACGUUUGGCAUUGGCCCGCACAACUCGGCAGUUCAAUAUUGCAUGGGAUCGACUUUGCGAAUUACAGAAAACCAGCACCACUAGCUUGAGCUCGUCGAGUAGCUCACGCAGUAACGCUUGUUGAGAGGAGAUGACAAGUUGAAGAGGGAGAGAAGCAGACGAGAAAUACUGAAUGCAUGCAUUUAUAUAUUAACAAAAAACGAUUGAUUGUGGAUUCUCAGUAAAUAUAAAAUACUUCUGCUAGUAAAGAAAAAUAUAUUAACUUUAAUGGGAAUUGGUCGCAAACUGUGCCAGAUAUUGUAAUAGUAUUUGUGCUGCUUUUUUCAUCACUUAAAUAUAAUAUUCUCGUGCAUGUGA